Molecule: messenger RNA, 1666 nt
Organism: Culex quinquefasciatus (southern house mosquito)
Lineage: Eukaryota; Metazoa; Arthropoda; Insecta; Diptera; Culicidae
Exons: 2
Coding region: 379-1323 (314 amino acids)
Biological process (GO): DNA recombination; response to X-ray; double-strand break repair via nonhomologous end joining
Cellular component (GO): DNA ligase IV complex; nucleus; DNA-dependent protein kinase-DNA ligase 4 complex
Molecular function (GO): DNA binding
Source: RefSeq, a predicted model, not a curated record
CAGUAGUCGCUCUCCAUCCCUCUUCUCUACAUCUAUGUAUUUUCCAUUGAUACAACAGCAACGCGUUUCAGCACAGUCGGAAAGUGCAACAACUUUGGACUCGAAAUAGAGGUGUCAUUCCGGAAUUCACUUGUCUGCUCGGUUUCGGUGGAUCCCGCGACAAAUACCUUCUUCAAACAGAGAGUGAGUGCAACAGCAGCAGAAGUCGGUGUCUCGUUCUAGCAAUCAAUCGCGGAACUAGAUCCGACACGAGGAGGCUGCCGCUGCAGGGACUGCAGGGAAAAACUGGAAAAAGGGGCAUCUUCUGCCCAGAGAUAUAAUCCAUCCGAGGGACAGAGUACGCAUACGCACAAGUCAUUUCUUGCAGAUCGAAGCGAUAUGGAAGUGGACUACGAUAAAAUCUACUUGAACAAGUUGCCGAUUACGGCUGCCACGGGGGACAGCGCCUGGAAUCACUACGCCCUGGUCGAGAGCAGCUGGGGUGAGCGGAAGAUUCUGCUGAAGAUUAUCGUGUUCAGUCCGAUCUACAACACUCCGUUGAGCUUUCUCAGUGAGAUCGACCAUGAAGUUCUGCAGCAGACGGCGAUACGGCUCGAGCGAACUCGGGAGGAGUUCCUGGCCGAAACGCGGAUUGCGCUGUGCACGGACGGAGGCGCUCCCGGGUUCAGCUACUCAGUGGAAGACAACAACUUUGUCUGGCGUAAGAUGGGCGGCCCACUGACGGUCACGUUCGGAUCGGUGAUCCUACUGCGAUCGCCGUGUCUGCUGUCGGACGUCCUGCAGAAUUCCAUCAACGUCCAGAGCCAUCUUCGAAACGUCGUUCAGCAGCGCAAUCAAAUCUUGCUCGAGCUAAAAGAGGAGCACGAAGAACUGCUGGAGUUCCAGCGCCAGCAAGAGGAGGACAACCGCUUGUACGAGAUUGAACUCAUCACCAAGUGCAUCAGCAUCCUGAAUGAGAAGAAAGAGGUCAUCAACAUGAUGAAGAAGCAACUAGCGGAUGACGAGGGCGAUGACCAAGACGACAGUAUCAUCGCCGGUCCGGCGCCGACCGCAGCAGCUCCGACCUCCGCGGGUCAGGACGGAUCGGACUCCGUCGGUCGUAUCGAGUUUAGCGAUUCGGACGCUUUCGACAGCCCACUGCACGACCAGGACCAGGAGCUGGAGCAUCAGCUGCCCAAGCGGACCAAACUGCAGCAGUUGAUGGCGACCACGGCGACAACGACUCCGAGAAGCUCUGCAACGGCGACUAGAAACGAGGCAGCUGGCGAAUCUUCCGCCGACGUUUACAACAAGGACACCGAGGAGCUGCUGCAGAACAUGUAAUCCGGAUGAAUCGACCUUUACUCGUGCAAUUUAACGUACUUUUCGUAACUUAACGCUAGUUCUGUAAGUUAGUGCAAGCUAUUUAUUUACACUUCUCCUGUAAACGGUACCUUAAUUAUUUUCCCAUUCAAAACGAGCAUUUAUCAAGAAGAACCCAUUAAAUUUUCAUGCGCGGGCGGACGGACGUAUGUUUUGAGCAGAGUGCGAGUGUGUGUUGAGCGCCGUCGUCUCCAUUAAACUGUAACAUGUGUCAUAUUAAUAUCACCUAGUGAGUAAGAGAGGCAUUUUUUGUAAGUGUUUUUGGAUUUGAGAAUAAAAGUAACAUUUGGAAGGUAAAAUCAAA